Molecule: messenger RNA, 1401 nt
Organism: Mesorhabditis spiculigera
Lineage: Eukaryota; Metazoa; Nematoda; Chromadorea; Rhabditida; Rhabditidae
Source: the annotation of a GenBank genome assembly
AUGAUGGAGCGGGUUGCACAAGAUCUGGACAAAUUUGGCGACCGAGUGGUCAAGGAGAUUACGGCUAAGGGAGCGCAAUGCGAGAUUGACAAGCCUCGCCUCGAGCAGCACGAUGCAUGGGGAAAGCGGGUGGAUAGUCUUUGGGUUUGCCCGGAAUGGCGUCAAUUAAAGGGUGUUUGCGCUGAGGAGGGAAUUAUUGCAAUUGGCUACGACGAUAAAACGGAUCCGGUGGCUCGGCGAAUGCAUCAGUACCGGCUUCACGGAUACAAAUGGUUCAGCUCGGCGAUUGACGCCGAUGUGGCGUUGACGCUCGCCCGGGUGGUUGAUGAUAAGGGAGAUGCUCAGGCGGGCUCCAAAGGACUUUCUCUCUUCCUGCUCAAAAUUCGCAAAGAUGACUCUCAAGAGCUGAACGGGAUCCAGAUGAUUAAGCUGAAGAAUAAGCUCGGCACCAGACAGCUACCGACAGCCGAACUAUUGCUCGAUGGUGUCGUGGCUUAUAGGCUAGGCGAUGCUGGACGGGGAAUCCCCCACAUUUCCAACAUGCUGAACAUCACCCGAAUCCACAAUGCCGUAGCAAGUGUCGCCGGAAUGAGAAGAAUCUUGUCACUUGCGCGUGAUUAUUCGACUCGCCGUCUCGUUUUCGGGCAACCACAAGAGAAGUGGCCUCUCCAUCUCGCUACGCUGGCCAAAUUGGAGGUGGAAGCCCGUGGUUGCUUUCUAAUGCUGAUGGAUGCCGCUCGAUUGUUGGGUGUUCAGGAAUCCGGCAAAGCCACGCUGAACGACCUGGUAAUGUUGCGCUUGAUUACGCCGGUUUUGAAGCUGUACACUGCCAAGCAGUGUGUCCCGCUGAUCAGCGAGGGCAUUGAGUGCUUCGGUGGGCAAGGUUAUAUCGAGGACACUGGCUUACCGACCUUGUUGAGGGACGCCCAGGUGACCCCAAUCUGGGAAGGCACCACCAACGUUCUUUCGCUUGAUGUUCUACGCGUCUUCUCGGGCAAAGAAAACGUCUUCCAGGCCUUGAAUGAGUAUAUCAAGGCGAUAUUGCCAAAAGACGGGAAGCCCGAGCUGAAAUCAAGCGUUGAUGCCGUCAAGAAGGGAAUGGUUCAAUUUGGGCAGAUUUUGGCAAAGGUCAACGAUUCCUCGCUGAACAGCCAGAUGCGAGUCGACGUGUGCGCUCGGGAUAUCGCGUUUGCGAUUGGGAAAAUAUUAUCAGGCUCUCUUCUGAUCCGCCACGCUAGCGAUGCUGACAGUACGACUGCAGAUAUCGAAGUGGCCAAGAGAUGGUGCCUGGAGCAAGAACUCGUGCGACUCGAUCUCGAAUGGUUCACCAAGCAGCGUAUCGCCAACGAUCGUGCCAUCGUUUUUGAGAACUAUGCGGGCAGCGCUCGGCAAAGCAAGCUG